GGUUGAAGAACUACACCAUUACUAUCUAUAUUCAGCCUGGUGAGGUUUCAUUCUACUGGGAGACUGCCUUAGUUUGGGACGUUCAAAGCACUCAGGGACGCAUCAUACACUUGAAUACAAAUAACGCUUGCAAAAACGAAGUUGAAUCCUACACGUGUUUCAGGAGGGUGAACUCUUCCACUUCCUGUUUCAGCGGUUCCGCAGCCUCCGUUUGGUUCCUGAAAGGGUCACGUGGCGUGACAUCAUCAGCUGCUCGACUUUUCGCUCGGCUUUUAAUUGACCAACGUGAAAAACAGCAUGGAAGUAAAAGAUGCAAAUGCAGCGCUCCUGAGCAAUUAUGAGGUUUUUCACCUUCUUACCGAGUUAAAAGCUAAGCAGAGAGAAGUACGAAAAAACAAGAAUAGUGUUGGACAGCAAAAUCUCAAUACCAUCAUGUAUGAAACACUGAAAUACUUGUCCAGCAGUCCAUGCCACUAUCAGUCCCCUGAAAUUGUACGGGAAUUUCUAACUGCAAUAAAAGGGCAUAAACUGACCAAAGCUGAAAAGUUACAGCUACUUAACCACCGACCUUCAACUGCAGUUGAAAUCCAGCUGGUGUGCAUUCUUUUGAGGAUUUUAAAGAAGCAGAGAGAUUUGUACAUGAUUUCACUGCACAAUUGGGAAGAUCUACCUCUCAGGUGUCAAAGUCUCUUUCUAAUUCAAAAGGCCAACUCACUGCGGAAAGCAAAGAUACCUCAAGAGUUCACACCACUCACAUUUCAAGAAAGAUCUGGAUAACUUAAACUCUCCAAUUACUGAAGAAGAAGUAAGAUUUACGAUAUCAUCACUGAAGAAAUACAAAGCUGGAGGAUCAGAUGGUCUAUCUGGACCUUUCUAUAAGUGUUUACUUAAUGAAAUUUCACCUUUUCUUAGAGAAUUAUAUAAUUUCAUCAUUAAUCAAAAGCAAUUUUUACCCUCCAGUCUCAAUUCAUCCAACCAUUACAUCCUCGUACAGACCCAUUGCUCAAAUCAACUCCCAAAGAUCAUCUCCCCAGAACAAAGUGGAUUCGUGAAGGGGAGAUCGGGAACUAAAAACUUAAGAACCUUAAUUAAAGUCAUCUACUCAGCUAAAACUAAUAAAAUUCCAAUCUCAUUGGUGGGUAUAGAUGCAGAGAAAGCUUUUGACAAUAUUUGCUGGGACUACAUAUUUGACGCGCUAGAAGCUUUUGGUUUUCAAGGUCAUUUCAUUGACUUAAUUCAUUUAUUAUAUUCAGCCCCAACUACUCAGAUAUUGGCAGCAAUUAUUUAGAGUUGCGUUUGCAGUUUGGAAACUUAUGCAUAAGUCAUACAAAUCCAGUUAUAUCUCGACUCCAUACCUACCUCUAGUGAAGAUUUCUACACUAUCCAGCUCAUGGUAUCCUCCUAUUUCUACCAUAUGGAAACAAAAAGGAAUGCAGCAUAUAAAAGAUAUUAUUUCACCAUCGUUUAAUACAAUUCUUGAUUGGAAAGACUUCAUCAAUAAAUAUCAAAUUUAUGAAAAAGAAAAAUUACAUUAUCUCCAAAUUGCUCAUUGGUUUCAUCACCAUAUCCAUCUAGAUUCUUUAUCAAUGUAUAAUCCACUUCUUACUACUGCUCUGGAUAUGCUUAUGGCUUCUCAAUCCUGUAACAGAAUCCGAUCUAUACAAACUUUAAUAUGGAAUAAGUCUCAAAUGUCAUCCAUUGGAUUUGACUGCAAAAAAAUUGUCCACCUAUCUUCAUACAGAAAUUUCACCGGAAGUCUUAACCUAUUGUAUAAAGCGUUUUGAAAAACUCAUUCAUACGGAAGUCUGGAGGGAACAAAAUUAUAGUCUUAUUCAUCUAGCAUAUAAAGGUUUUAAUUUUGACUCUAAGAAUAAGAAUUUCCUUAAUAAAUGUCCUAAAUGUAGCAUACCGCUUCCAAAUAUAAUUAAUCUAUUAUGGGAAUGCCCUCAUAUCAGUAGUUUUUGGAAAGAACUUGAGAGCCAUCUAAAAUCUACUUUGGGUUCUAAUUACCAUCUGACUUCAAAAUGCGCCCUAUUAAACUUCUCAGAAGAUUUAAUGCAAGUGUCUCAUUCAUUUCAACCUAAAUUAGGAAACAUUUCCUACUCCAUAAACUACUUGAACCUUAUACUAGCUGCAGCAAAAAGGAUUCUCUUCAAGAAAUGGAUAGAUUCAAACCCACCAUUUUUUAUCAGAGGUCAUUACUGAGUUACAAGUUUUAUGUAAAAAUGAAGCCAUUGCCUUCAAAUUUAGUAACACAAAAAACCAUACAAGAUACUUGUCUAAAUGGAAACUUCAUAUAAAUACCCUUUGUCCCAAGGAUAGAUCUCAUUUGGACUCAUUACUCUAUGUACCAUAGUUCCAUGAAUGCUUACAAACUCUUACUAGCCUGUCUAAUUGUAAUAAGAAUUACUAUAUUUAAUUUUAUUCUUAGACACAUGCUUAAUAGCGAUCUAUGUUAUUCCUUCAUUAUCUUUUCAUACCUUGUCAUUUGUAAAAUACUGUUCUGAAAUGUUCACUGAACUGUAUUGUUUAUAUUAUGUCAUUAUUAAUCCUUGUUGGGAUUUUGCUUAUUUUCUCAAUGUUUCUUGUAAUUAUCUAAUAAUAAUAAUAAAAAAAAGUUGUU
This is a messenger RNA of Xenopus tropicalis (tropical clawed frog), 2623 nucleotides long. RefSeq names its product CGRP receptor component (gene crcp). Gene Ontology annotation, cellular component: RNA polymerase complex; nucleus; RNA polymerase III complex. Bases 298 to 777 code for a protein of 159 amino acids. The transcript is spliced from 7 exons. The record is from RefSeq and is a predicted model, not a curated record. Gene Ontology annotation, molecular function: nucleotide binding. Gene Ontology annotation, biological process: transcription initiation at RNA polymerase III promoter; DNA-templated transcription initiation. Lineage: Eukaryota; Metazoa; Chordata; Amphibia; Anura; Pipidae.